Molecule: messenger RNA, 1973 nt
Organism: Morus notabilis
Lineage: Eukaryota; Viridiplantae; Streptophyta; Magnoliopsida; Rosales; Moraceae
Product: glucan endo-1,3-beta-glucosidase 7
Exons: 6
Coding region: 249-1652 (467 amino acids)
Biological process (GO): carbohydrate metabolic process
Cellular component (GO): plasma membrane
Molecular function (GO): hydrolase activity, hydrolyzing O-glycosyl compounds
Source: RefSeq, a predicted model, not a curated record
UCUGCCUCUUCCCUACACGAAGCCGUUAAAACUUAAUCUAUUUGUCUGAAUUUUGAUUGGCUCUCGUACUAAAGAAAGCAAAACGCCACGCGUCGCAUCCACGGCAGAAACUUACAGCUUCCGGUUUCCAUAUUCCCCAAAAGCGGUGGAAUUUGAUUACUGCCUUUCACUUUGGUAAAAGUUGUUAGAGGGUAACCCACCGAAAAGACACAACGAACACAAAGACAGAGAAUCAUUGAUUGUCGGCUAUGGCGAUCGUGCUUCCUCGUACCUCGAUUUUCUUCCUCGUUUCUCUAUUUCUGGCUCUUGCUCUCGCAAACUCGCAAUCGUUCAUCGGCGUAAACUACGGCCAAGUUGCCGACAACCUCCCGCCGCCGUCCGCGACGGCGAAGCUGCUCCAAUCCACGUCGAUCGAGAAGGUCCGGUUGUACGGAGCCGACCCGGCCAUAAUCAAAGCACUGGCGAACACCGGGAUUGGAAUCGUGAUCGGCGCAGCGAACGGCGACAUCCCGGCGCUGGCCUCCGACCCCAAUUUCGCAAAAAACUGGGUCAACGCCAACGUCGUCCCCUUCUAUCCGGCGAGCAAGAUCAUCCUUAUCACCGUCGGCAACGAGGUCAUGACCUCCGGCGACCAGGGGCUGAUCAACCAGAUGCUUCCGGCAAUACAGAAUGUCCAGAACGCCCUCAAUUCGGCGUCCCUAGGCGGGAAAAUCAAGGUGUCGACGGUCCACUCCAUGGCGGUGCUGAGGCAAUCGGAGCCACCUUCAGCCGGAAGCUUUCAUCCGGACUUCGUACCGGUGCUUCGAGGGAUGUUGGCCUUCAACAACGCCACCGAUUCGCCGUUCGCCAUCAAUCCGUACCCUUACUUCGCUUACCGAGGCGACCCCAGGCCCCAAACACUGGCCUUUUGUCUCUUUCAACCCAACUCCGGUCGGUUUGACUCCAACACCAAGAUCAAGUACAUGAACAUGUUUGAUGCUCAGGUUGACGCUAUUCGAUCUGCAUUGAACUCGUUGGGCUUUAAGAAUGUGGAGAUAGUGGUUGCGGAAACGGGCUGGCCUUACCAAGGAGACGGCGACGAAGUGGGCCCAAGUGUUGAGAACGCCAAAGCCUAUAACGGUAACCUGAUCGCACACCUUCGGUCGAUGGCCGGAACCCCGUUGAUGCCUGGGAAAUCAGUGGACACUUAUCUGUUCGCACUCUACGAUGAGGACUUGAAACCAGGCCCUGGUUCCGAGAGAGCCUUCGGCUUGUUCAAGCCUGACCUUUCCAUGAGUUACGACGUUGGCCUCUCCAAGACCAGUAGCGGUAGCCAGAGUCCUACUCCGAGUUCAACACCGAAGACGCCGGUGAAUCCAUCGCCAAAGUCGAAGAAAACAGUUUGGUGUGUGCCGAAGGCAGGAGUGUCUGAUGCCCAGUUGCAGGCUAACAUAGAUUAUGCUUGUGGACAUGGGGUUGAUUGCAGUGCAAUUCAGCACGGCGGUGCUUGUUUCGAACCAAACACAGUGGCUUCUCAUGCUACUUAUGCCAUGAAUCUCCUUUACCAAACAGCUGGAAGGAAUCCAUGGAACUGUGAUUUCUCUCAGACAGCCACUCUCUCCACUAACAAUCCCAGCUAUAAUGGUUGUUCUUACCCUGGGGGGAGUACCUGAUUUGUGGGCAAGGCAUCGUCUUAUCUUAUUUGGGACCCGAAGGAAAGUAGUGAGCAAUUUCGCAGAGGAUAGGAAUUUAAGUAUUCUGUUUCCUCUUGAUAUGCUCAGAAAUUAUCCUGUUGCGUGGUUUGUGAUGUGUCAUGUGUGUGAAUAAAUUGAUACAUUUAAUCGAAAUUAAGUUGGGAAAGUACUAGGCUUUCGUACAUGUAUGUUAUGUAAAUGCGUCAGCGUCAAAUGAUCUAUGUAAAUCCUAAAGGAAACUGGAGAAGUGUAUGAUGGUUGGUUUUGGUUAUGAAAAUUUUAAUUUAUCUGGACCUAUUA